This is a messenger RNA of Theobroma umbraticum, 751 nucleotides long. Its product is annotated as bidirectional sugar transporter SWEET17-like. The record is from RefSeq and is a predicted model, not a curated record. Gene Ontology annotation, biological process: carbohydrate transport. Gene Ontology annotation, molecular function: sugar transmembrane transporter activity. Lineage: Eukaryota; Viridiplantae; Streptophyta; Magnoliopsida; Malvales; Malvaceae. Gene Ontology annotation, cellular component: membrane.
ACCAUGACAAGACUAAGUUUCAUUGUUGGAGUAGUAGGCAACAUCAUCUCAGUGUUACUCUUUCUUUCUCCAGUGGGCACAUUUCGGAGAAUACUGAGGAAUCGAUCAACUGAAGAAUUCAAGAGCCUUCCCUACAUUUGCACCCUCUUGAAUUCCGCUUUAUGGACUUACUAUGGUGUUACAAAGCCCGGAAGUUUUCUGGUAGCCACAGUGAACGGAUUUGGAGUUGUGGUUGAGAUGAUUUAUGUGACUCUGUUCCUCAUUUUUGCACCUCCAACAAUGAGGGCGAAGACUGCGAUGCUUUUUGGACUUCUUGAUGUGGGAUUUCCAGCAGCAACAGUUUUGGCCACUCAAUUGAUUCUGAAAGGAGAUUUAAGGAUUGAUGUGAUAGGAUCUUUGUGUGCAGGCCUCAAUAUUGUCAUGUAUGGCUCACCUCUAGCAGCAAUGAAAACAGUGGUGACAACCAAAAGCGUGGAGUAUAUGCCCUUCCUUCUCUCUUUCUUCGUUUUCUUAAACGGUGUUGUUUGGACUUUCUAUGCUGUGCUCGUCGAAGAUUACUUUCUGGGAGUACCGAAUGGGAUUGGAUUUCUCCUUGGAACAGCUCAGCUACUGUUGUACGCAAUCUACAGCAGGAGGCAAAGACCAUCCAAAGCUUCAUCACAUCAUUUGGAAGAUGAAUGGCAGCGGGAACAACUUAUAUCCUCUUCAAGCACCAAUUUGGAAGAAAAGAAUGAAGCAUAGAGAACUAUGA